GCAGUCCUAAAAAUUGUCUUUUAGGAUUCGUCCUAAAAGGUCUCCUGCAGCCCGUUCUCAUAUUCGUAUACGCAGCCGCGUCGCCGAUGUUCGCCGGGUCCUGGCUGGUGUCCGUGGUACACACUGCAGAGGCCUUGGGCGGGCGAGGAGGGGUGGGUGAAAAGCGCGGUCACCCCGAACUUCAAAAAUUCAAAUUCGGAUUUUCGCGGACGCAAGGCGGCAGUGGCGGAGGACGGUCGGGCGACGCGUCUGACGUACAAAAGACGGCGCUGGCGAAGCAUUCGGCGCGGGUAUCCAUCUUCCGACUCCACGCGAGUUGUGAGCAGCGGGGGCAACUUCCGGCAAGGCGCAUCUUCACCUCCGCCGUGUGUGCUGUCCUGUGGACUCCGACGCACGCCAUCGUCUGUUGCAGCGUACGUCAGCGGGAGCAUCUACGGGUCCGGCGUGCAUGGUCUCUCUUCACUUGGUUCAGCAGCGGGCGUGUCUUCGGCGGUUGUGGCAGGCGUCACGCUCUUCGGGCAGAAAGAUUCCCAGAGAUGGAUCUUCGCGUCAGCGGACACGGUCUGCGCGAAGAGGAGAUCGACGCUGUGGCGAUGGCGGUUACCGUCGUCAUCGUGAACACGAUGGGUGGCAUGUCGUCGUCCUCAAGCGACAUGCUGACACGGCUCCGAAAACGAAGAGCGUUGUUGCAGCGCAUUGCCGAAGCGCCGGAUUGCGUGGCCACGUGUGAGGCAGUCGUCCAGUUGCAGAUCGUUGUCGCGUGCGUCGCGUACGUGGAGAAGAAGGUGACGCACUACAGGAUGCCUUUGCCAGUGGAGCAUGUGAUCGCUUUCGCGUUGUACAGGUGGGCGUCAGGAGAGACGUACGAGAGCGGCACUUCGGCCUUCGGCAUCGGCAGGGCAACUGGACUGCAGGCAGUCCGCGACGUCCCUUCGGCGCUGCUGCAGGCGCACCCCUACGCUAUCAAGUGGCCAAUUGGCCGUAGACGUGCGCAGAUUCUGCGCGGAUUUCGUGACAAGGGUUUCCCGAACUACUUCGGCGCAAUCGACUGUACACACAUCUACAUUAACAAGCCCGCAGGCGCACCUUCCGACAACUACUACGACCACAAACAGAAGUUCUCCGUGUAGGCGCAGGUGGUGGUGGAUUUGGAUUUAUGGAUCCUCGACGUCCACAUCGGAUACUCGGGAAGCGUGCAUGAUGUCCGCGUCCUGCACAAUUCC
Molecule: messenger RNA, 1223 nt
Organism: Chara braunii
Lineage: Eukaryota; Viridiplantae; Streptophyta; Charophyceae; Charales; Characeae
Source: the annotation of a GenBank genome assembly